This is a messenger RNA of Manis javanica (Malayan pangolin), 1492 nucleotides long. It is a transcript of the gene TPMT, whose product is annotated as thiopurine S-methyltransferase. NCBI's taxonomy places the organism in Eukaryota, Metazoa, Chordata, Mammalia, Pholidota, Manidae. The record is from RefSeq and is a predicted model, not a curated record. Gene Ontology annotation, molecular function: thiopurine S-methyltransferase activity.
CGCGCGCUGGAAAGGGGUCGGGGAGCAGAGUGGGAACCGGGAACAGCGAGGUCGGCAGGGAACGGCUUCGGCGUCCAGGAUUUAAGGCGCCCCCCGCGGCAUUGUUGUGUAGUCGGGGUCUGCAAGAAAGGAGAAGCACCUGCUGGGAUCGUGCCGGAGGAAACUAGACUUGGGCGUCCACCCGAAGACUUGGGCGACCAUAUUAGCACUGCUGCUAUUUCUGCGCAUGGGCAUUGGAGACAUCUGCUUGCAAAGCAAACUUCUCGGCAGGACUAUGGAUGAUACUAGAACUUUACUUGAUAUUAAAGAGUACCCUGAUCCUGAGAUUCAGAAAAACCGAGUACUAACUCUGGAAGAAUGGCAAGAAAAGUGGGUGGACCACAAAAUUUCAUUUCAUCAAGAGCAAGGACAUCAGCUAUUAAAGAAGUAUUUGGAUUCUUUUCUUAAAGGCAAGAGUGGACUGAGGGUAUUUUUUCCUCUUUGUGGAAAAGCAGUUGAGAUGAAAUGGUUUGCAGACCGAGGACACAGUGUAGUUGGCGUGGAAAUCAGCGAACUUGGGAUACGGGAAUUUUUUAAAGAGCAGGAUCUUUCUUACUCAGAAGAGCCAGUCAUGGAAAUUCCUGGAGCCAGAGUAUUCAAGAGUUCUCCCGGGAGCAUCGCCUUGUACUGCUGCAGCCUCUUUGACCUGCCCAGAGCAAAUAUUGGCAAAUUUGACAGGAUUUGGGAUAGAGGAGCAUUAGUUGCUGUUAACCCGAGUGAUCAUAAACGCUAUGCAGAUAUAAUGCUGUCCCUAAUGGGAAAAGGGUGUCACUACCUCUUGUGCGUCCUUUCUUACGAUCCAACUAAAUAUGCAGGCCCACCCUUCUACGUCCCAGAUGCUGAAAUUAAAAGCCUGUUUGGUUCCUUGUGCAAUAUUCACUGUCUCGAGAAGGUUGAUGCUUUUGAGGAGCGACAUAAAAGUUGGGGAAUUGACUCCAUUGUUGAAAAGUUAUACCUAUUUACAGAAAAGUAAACAGGACAUAAAUAAAAGCAAGUAAUAUCCACUUGUUUUUUGAGCUUUGGGGCAACUGAAGAUUAUGUUAUGAUGUGAAACUAUAACGGGUGACUUUCGAAAAAAAUUGCUCACAAAUCUUACCACAGAUCUUUGCUCCAAAAUGCAUAUAACUUUUCAGAAAACCACUUACCUCAUUGUUAGAGUAGCUGCCUUUAGAAUGGAGAGCAUGAUCGGGGGUGCAAGAUUCUACCUGUGUGUUUUACUUACAGACUGCAAGAAAUGUUUGGAAUCAGCAUUCCUUGUAUAAUUAAAAAUAAAAGAAAUGCAGUGUAUGUACAAGAAGUAUGAUAGACAUAGAAAAAUUGGUAUACUUUGUUCUCUUUAUGUAAUUUUAUAUGUAACAGGAUCAAGAAACAAAUUUUAAAACUAAAUAAAUCAACAUAUAUGCAAUAAACUAUUUUUCUCAAACUGUAAAAAUAAAUUUUUUAAAGAAAGACA